AUGGCAACGAACCUUUUCAAAUGCAGUACUGGCAUCGGCGUCCGCCUGCUAUUCCCCUUUUCCCAUUCUGAGCUUCCUCUUAAUUUCCAUCAAAUUAAUUCUGCCAUUAAGGGUAACUAUCAUCAUCUUCGUCUUCACAACAAAAAACCCAAACUACCUUCUGCAAGAAGUCUGCUCUGGCACUCAUCUUCUUCCUUUUGCACCGCCGCCUCGGCCACCGAUGCUUCUGCCACAGGUGCUUCUGGGGCAGUGAGCGAUGCUUCUAUUGAUGAGGCGGUGCCGCCGGUGAGCGACGUCGAGGACCAAAAACGGAAGAUAAGGGAUGCAGCCGACGUGCUCGACAUAAGGGUUGGCCGAGUUCUCAAGGCAUGGAGGCAUGAGGAGGCUGAUUCUCUUUAUGUCGAAGAGGUCGACAUCGGCGAGCCUGAACCCAGAACCAUCUGCAGUGGCCUUGUCAAAUAUGUUCCUCUUGAUCACCUUCAGGAUAGAAAUGUAGUUGUGCUUGCUAAUCUGAAGCCCAGGAACAUGCGUGGUGUUAAGUCUAGUGGAAUGCUUUUGGCAGCUUCUGAUGCUUCCCAUGAGAAUGUUGAGCUUCUUGUGCCUCCUGAGGGUUCACUACCGGGCCAAAGAGUAUGGUUUGGAUCUGAAGAUGAUCAUCAAAAUCAGCCUCCUCCUGCCACAGCUAACCAGGUACUCCCCGUGUCCAAUUCUCAAAUGCUGAAUUUAUCAUUUCCAAGCUGCAAAAAUGCUAAUAUCAUUCAAAAGCUAGUCACCCUUCAUGAAAAAUUCAAAUCAAUGUUUGAGCUCAAGCAAAUACAUGCUCUGCUCCUCACUUGUGGCCUCUCCCAAGAACAGUCUUUGACGUCCAAAAUCCUUUCUUUCUCGGCGCUGUCCGAUUUGGGUAACAUCGACUACUCAUAUCGGGUUUUGUCACAACUCCCCAACCCAACAAUUUUUGACUGGAACACCGUUAUUAGAGGUUACUCCAAGAGCAAAAACCCAAACCGUUCCAUAUCUGUCUUUGUCAAAAUGUUGCGUGAUGGGGUCUCACCAGACUACUUAACGUACCCUUUUCUUGCAAAGGCAUCAGCCCGCUUAUUGAAGCGAGAACUUGGUGUGGCUGUGCAUGCCCACAUUGCUAAAAAUGGUUUUGAGUUUGAUAGGUUCAUAAGUAAUUCCUUGAUUCAUAUGUACGCUGCCUGUGGGGAUAUCACAUAUGCACGUAAGGUGUUCGAUGGAAUUUUUGUGAAAAACUCAGUUUCUUGGAAUUCCAUGUUGGAUGGGUAUGCAAAGUGUGGAGAUGUGAUUUCAGCACGAGAAGUGUUUGAUUUGAUGCCAAAGCGUGAUGUUGUGUCAUGGAGUUCUUUGAUUGAUGGGUAUGUUAAGGCUGGGGACUAUAGGGAGGCCUUGGUAGUAUUUGAUAGAAUGCGGGUUGUGGGGCCUAAAGCAAAUGAGGUGACUAUGGUGAGUGUUUUGUGUGCAUGUACACACUUAGGCGCUCUUGAGGAAGGGAAGGUCAUGCAUCGCUAUAUGGUUGAUAAUAAGUUGCCGUUAACUUUGGUGUUGCAAACAUCGCUUGUGGACAUGUAUGCAAAAUGUGGGGCGAUAGAGGAUGCUUUAGGUGUGUUUCGUGGGGGUUCGCUGCACCGAUCUGAUGUGUUGAUGUGGAAUGCAAUGAUUGGAGGACUUGCAAUACAUGGAUUAGUUCAACAGGCACUUGAAAUUUUUUCGGAAAUGCAAAUAAUUGGGAUUGUCCCAGAUGAGAUAACGUACUUGUGCUUGUUGAGUGCUUGUGCCCAUGGGGGAUUAGUAAAGGAAGCAUGGCAUUUCUUUGAAUGUCUUGGUAAACAUGGUAUGAAACCCAAGUGCGAGCACUAUGCUUGCAUGGUGGAUGUUUUAGCACGUGGAGGCCAGGUAACAGAGGCACACCAAUUUAUUUGUCAAAUGCCCAGGGAGCCAACAGCUUCAAUGCUAGGUGCUUUACUUAGUGGGUGUGUGAACCAUGGAAAAUUAGAUCUUGCAGAAAUUGUUGGAAGGAAGCUUAUAGAGAUAGAGCCAGGUCAUGAUGGUAGAUAUGUUGGUUUGUCAAAUGUUUAUGCUCUUUCCAAACGCUGGGAUGAUGCGAGAAGCCUGAGAGAAGCCAUGGAAAGGAGAGGGGUGAAGAAGUCCCCUGGGUUUAGUAUUGUGGAGAUAUUUGGAACCCUUCACAAAUUUAUAGCUCACGAUAAAUCAUAUCCUGAAUCGGAUGAAAUUUAUAUGACGCUGAGUUCUAUUGUGAAUGAAAUUAAGUUUGAUAUGGAUUAUAGAAAUCAAGAUUAUUUGUUGUAUGCAAUGGAAAAUUUCUAG
Molecule: messenger RNA, 2346 nt
Organism: Prunus armeniaca (apricot)
Lineage: Eukaryota; Viridiplantae; Streptophyta; Magnoliopsida; Rosales; Rosaceae
Source: the annotation of a GenBank genome assembly